AAGUACGAGGAUCAGAGCAUCAUGAAGAAGAGACAGAGUGUAUUGAAGGACAAAGAGAACAUGAGAGAUCUAGAACCCUGCAGAACCAAACACACUGAAGAACAAACAGACCUGAUGGAGGAGAAUGAGGAGAGUGACGAGCAGAAGCAUCAUCAUGGUACAACGAGAGAAAAAACUUGCUCACAGACCAAAAUAGUUUAUUUACGGAAAAGAAGAAAUAAGAAAGGUUUCACCUGCACUCAGUGUGGAAAGAGUUUGACAUACAAACACAACCUCAAUGUUCACAUGAAGAUCCACACUGGAGAGAAACCGUUCACAUGUGAUCAGUGCGGGAAGAGUUUCACACACAAAGUAACCCUUCAGCAACACAUGAUCCUCCACACUGGAGAGAAACUGUAUGAAUGUGAUCAGUGUGGAAAAACAUUUUCAUGGGCUUCAGGCCUGAAGCAGCACAUGCAAGUUCAUACAAAGGAGAAACCACACUCAUGUUCUUUCUGUGGAAAGAGUUUUUCACAACUGAACAAUUUAAAAGUUCAUCAAAAGAGACACACUGGUGUGAAAGAUUACAUGUGCUUUGAGUGUGAGAAGACGUUUACUACGGUUGCACAACUGAAGCUGCACAAGAGGAUCCACACUGGAGAGAAACCUUACAUGUGUUCAUACUGUGAGAAGAGAUUCAAUCAGUCAGUACAUCUGAGAAGACAUGAGAGGAUCCACACCGGAGAGAAACCGUAUCACUGCACUGCAUGCGGGAAGAGUUUCCGUCAUUCAUCAACUUUUUGUUUGCAUAUGAAAAACAAACACAGUAAGUAGAUCAUAGAUCCAGCACCUUUAAAUCUUAGUUUUCAACUUUGCCAAAUGUGGCACUCUAAUGCAUUGAGUAAUAAUAUCUGUCCUAACCAGCAACAGGACAAGGAAACAACAUCUAAGGUUUUCACUGUAGAUAAAGUUCAAGAUCAGCAGUUUCAUCUGUGAGAUCCAGAUCAACUCAAAGAUGGACCAGAUCUGAUGUGUUGUAACUGUCACUGUUGUAAAACAUUACACUUUAUUACAGGUUGAAUUUUAUGUUCAGUUCUCUUAUAAUGCUUAUUAAUAAUUUUUUUUAAAGUUUAAGCUUUUAUGAAAGAAGAUUUUUAAGUCCAAACUGUUGUUCAGAAUGCAUUAUUUUUAACUUGUUUUUCUUCUUCAACUUAAAGUGUAGUUAGAAAAUACAGAUGUAAAGUAUGUUGCUGUAACUUUGCUGUUGGCCGUUUCUUCAGUUUUAUUGUCGGGAGAUAAUUUGGUUUUCUUAUAAGUCCAUACAAAUCUGUAUGGUUUGUUUCCAUUUUUACUUGUUUUGUUGUCUGCUGAUUUGAAUUCUGUAAUUUUGGUUACAAUUAAAAGCCAUAUUAAUUGGAU
Carassius auratus (goldfish) is the source of this 1398-nucleotide messenger RNA. RefSeq names its product gastrula zinc finger protein XlCGF49.1-like. Lineage: Eukaryota; Metazoa; Chordata; Actinopteri; Cypriniformes; Cyprinidae. Gene Ontology annotation, biological process: regulation of transcription by RNA polymerase II. The record is from RefSeq and is a predicted model, not a curated record. The transcript has 2 exons. Gene Ontology annotation, molecular function: DNA-binding transcription factor activity, RNA polymerase II-specific; RNA polymerase II cis-regulatory region sequence-specific DNA binding. The coding region runs from base 22 to 813 and encodes 263 amino acids.